AUGUCUUUCAGGUGGCUCCUUUUUUAUCAUGCUCUGUGCUUCUCCUUGUUGAAGGCUUUGGCCCACACUGUGGAACUUAACAAUAUGUUUGGCCAGAUCCAGUCACCUGGCUAUCCAGACUCCUACCCGAGUGAUUCAAAAGUGACUUGGAAUAUCACUGUCCCAGAGGGAUUUCGGAUCAAGCUUUACUUCAUGCAUUUCAACUUGGAAUCUUCCUACCUUUGUGAAUACGACUAUGUGAAGGUAGAAACUGAAGACCAGAUGCUGGCAAUCUUCUGUGGCAGCGAAAACACAGACACUGAGCAUACCCCUGGUCAAGAAGUGGUUCUCUCCCCUGGUUCCUUCAUGUCUGUCACUUUCCAGUCAGAUUUCUCUGAUGAGGAGCGAUUCACGGGCUUUGUUGCCCACUAUGUGGCUGUGGAUGUGGACGAGUGCACUGAGCGUGAGGACGAGGAGCUGUCCUGCGACCACUAUUGCCAUAACUACAUCGGAGGCUACUACUGCUCCUGCCGCUUUGGUUACAUCCUCCACACGGACAACAGGACGUGCCGAGUGGAGUGCAGUGACAACCUCUUUACCCAGAGAACUGGAGUCAUCACCAGCCCUGACUUCCCCAACCCUUACCCUAAGAGCUCCGAAUGCCUCUAUGUGAUUGGACUGGAGGAAGGUUUCAUGAUCAACAUACAGUUUGAGGACAUUUUUGACAUUGAGGACCAUCCAGAGGUGCCUUGCCCCUAUGACUACAUCAAGAUUAAAGCUGGCCCAAAAGUUUUGGGACCCUUCUGUGGAGAAAAAGCCCCAGAACCCAUCAAUACCCAGACCCACAACGUCCUAAUCCUGUUCCGCAGUGACAACUCAGGCGAGAACCGGGGCUGGAAGCUCUCGUACAAGGCAACAGGGAAGGAAUGCCCAGAGCUACAGCCUCCUGUCCACGGGAAAAUUGAGCCCUUGCAAGCCAAGUACUUCUUCAAAGACCAGGUGCUCAUCAGCUGUGACACAGGCUACAAAGUGCUGAAGGAUAAUGUGGAAAUGGACACAUUCCAGAUUGAGUGUCUGAAGGAUGGCACAUGGAGUAACAAGAUUCCGACCUGUAAAAUUGCAGACUGCGGAGCCCCGGCAGAGGUGGAACAUGGGCUGGUCACCUUCUCCACAAGGAACAACCUCACCACAUACAAAUCUGAGAUCAGAUACUCCUGCCAGCAGCCCUACUACAAGAUGUACCACAAUAUCACAGGUAUAUAUACCUGUUCUGCCCAAGGAGUCUGGAUGAAUGAAGUACUGGGAAGAAGCCAGCCCACCUGCCUGCCAGUGUGUGGGCUCCCCAAGUUCUCCCGGAGGCUGUUAGCCAAGAUCAUCAGUGGACGCCCGGUUGAGAAAGGCACCACUCCCUGGAUUGCCAUGCUGACGCACCCGAAUGGGCAGCCCUUCUGUGGAGGCUCCCUUAUAGGCUCCAACUGGAUUCUGACUGCGGCUCACUGCCUCCACCAUUCACUCGAUCCAGAGGACCCAGUCUUCCACGACUUUUACAGGCUCGCCCCUUCUGACUUCAAAAUCAUUGCUGGUAAACAUUGGAGGUCCCGGAGAGAUGAGACUGAACAACAUCUCCAGGUUAAACACUUCGUCCUCCAUCCCCUGUAUGACCCCAAGACAUUUGAGAAUGAUGUGGCUCUGGUGGAGCUGUCAAAGGGUCCGGUGCUGAAUGACUUUGUGAUGCCCAUCUGUCUGCCAGACAGGCCCCCGGAGGAAGGGUCCAUGGUCAUCGUCAGUGGUUGGGGGAGGCAGUUCUUGCAAAGGCUCCCAGAGACCCUGAUGGAGAUCGAAAUCCCAAUUGUUGAUCACCUCACCUGCCAGAAUGCCUAUGCCCCACUGAAGAAGAAAGUGACCAGGGACAUGAUCUGUGCUGGAGAGAAGGAAGGGGGCAAAGACUCCUGUUCGGGUGACUCUGGAGGCCCCAUGGUGACCCUGGAUAAAGAGAGAGGCCAGUGGUACUUGGUGGGCGUGGUGUCCUGGGGCGACGACUGUGGAAAGAAGGACCGCUAUGGAGUAUAUUCCUACGUCUAUGGCAACAAGGACUGGAUCCAGAGAGUCACCAACAUAAGGAAUUGAAUUCCAUUUUUCACCACCUGUCCGUGGUCAGUCAGCAGCAGAAGAUAAUUAUCUGAUGCAAGAUGCUCUCACCCUUCACCCACCUCAUUCAGCCCCUCUAUUACUGGCCAAUAAUGGGACCAUCUCAGCCCCAUUUUCUCUUUUUUUACAGAAACAGAGUAGCUGAGUGAUCAGAACAUAGAGCCAAAUCCAAUCUCUGUCACUCACUAGGUCUGCAAUGCUGGGCAGAUGACUUCGGCUUUUUGAAACUCAGUUUCUUUGUCCAUAUUCUGGAAAUUGCAUACCUUACCUACCUCAUAAAAAUUUGAUGAGGAUUGAAUUAAUUAAUAUAUAUGUAGCAUUUAGCACAGUGCAGGCAUAAACUAAGUGCCCUAUAAAUGUGACUUAGCAGAAUGUCAAUGUGUCUACCAGGCAGGCAAAGUUCUCUUACAAAUCCUGGCUGGGUCUUAGGGAUGAUCAGUGUGUACCCUUCCCCUCAACCUUGACCAUCUCUUUCAUCUGCCCCCAAAAGUUCUGGGCUUCUGUGCUACCACACACCCUUCCCAACCCCAUCCCUACCCCCCAUAAAAAAAGAAAAUGAGAAAAGGUGCUUAGUCCUACAGCAUGUCCCACAGCAAUGCACGAGCUACAUGACAAAUUGUGAGAGAGCCUUGCAAGAAGCAAGGCAGAGAGGGAGAUUGGAAAUGGUCAUCUGGGACAGCAGACACCAGGCUCUAGAGCCAGCUCUGCCCCCAGCAAUCUGUGUGACUAUAAGCAGGUCCCUCCCCCUCAUCCCAAAGGACCCUCCCAGCUCUGAUGAUCGAGGAUCCAAAGAAGCCAUUUUUCCUUGAUGGAAUGAGUUAAAGCCAAAGUAACCAAAAAGCAAAAAUUACAUUAAAGUUCAAUAGAGUUUUGACGCAGAGAAAAAACUGCUCCUAUAGCAACACCCACCCUCAUUCACCACACCCUGGUUCCCAAAGACAUGGCCCCAGGCAAAGUGCUAGUCAAGGAAUCUUCCCUUAUUCCUAAGCAGAGCAUCUGCUUUAGGCCCCACCCUUCUUCCCUUUCUGAGCAUCGGAGCUGCACCACGUCAGCCCUGAUAGGCUAGACUCAGGCCCCGGUGCCCUCCCUCCCUGUGUCCACAGCUGACCCCAAGAAGCGAUUCUUCUGAUUCCUCACCCCUGUUCCUUACCCCGAACGCCCUAGCACCACACAGUGCUAAGUGUUUCCCAUGCAGAAUUCCCUCAGAGAGUCAGCUCCUUUCUCAGGAAGUUCCCAGAGAACUCAUCCCUUCCAGACCUCUGAGAUUUAAGCCCAUCCAGGGAUCAGAACCCCAAGUCCCCAUCUAGUUCUAUGAAAAUUGGUCUUCACGGGAGACUUCAGUUCUUGACUUUCCCGGAGCUGCUAGAAUCACUCAGGGUCUCUUGCUGAAAAAAGGGACAAGGAAUGAGACUGAAUGAGACUUAUGGACACUAAGCCUAAGGCUGAAUGCUCAGGGACAGCAGGUCACAGCGUGCUUCUGGUUCUAUGAGCUAGUCAUUCUACCUCUCUGUGCCCUGCAGUUUACUCUGGACAGGGAAGAUGACAGUGGGACCCAACUCCAUUAGACAUUUUUCAAGCAAGUUUGAGUUCUUUUUCAUAAACCAAUAAAGACGUGCAAUGCAAAGCUUUGGAGUUUUUCUAGGGCAUUCCAAACCACCAAACCUCCCUGAUUCACAGCACUACCUGGGAGUACCCAUGGACCAGGCUGUGCUGACUGCUCUGGAGACUGCUGAGAUGAGGGGAACAUGACUCCCACCUUCCAGAAGCUCCAACAGAGGGAACCGAUACAUACACAAGUGCCUUGAACAAAAUGAACCCCCCGUCCCACCUCUGCGAUGUGUUGGAGCAGCACAGAGGCACUGGAGGAGGGAACAUAGGGAGGGCAUCCCAGACAAUGUGGUGUUAGAGCCGAACCUUGAGGACGGUAGGCAUUCCACAGGUAAGACAGGGAGGCCUUCCAGGUGAAAGGGGCACAGAGCAAAUGAAUGUUCCCUCAGGCUUUCCUCAGGCUACACUAUCUUCUCUCACAAAAACAACAUAUCUAGUAGACCCAUGUUCUGAUUCUAGAAUCAGAACCAGUAUUUAAGGGGACUUUCUCCUUAAUGUCAGACAACAAUGAGACAGCCUCAGGAUUUUCACACGAAUACGCCCCCCCACCCCACCCUACUAAUCAAAAGAAAAGCAUUCCUAUAAAACCUCUUGUAAGCUAAAAUAGCAUAAAGUGAAGAAACAAUUACCUUAGGACACAUCUUGCUAACCAAUGCACAAAAUAAAUCAAGAUAAAGCACAGAUGCUCACAGACACAGCUCAAAGCUAUGGCGCCUUGGCGCUGAGCUGCUGGGCCUAAUUCCUGGGGAAAGGCUCGGCCAGGCCACUCUCACCGCUCAGGGUGUUUCCGUGAGAGCUCGCUACAAAACAAAUGCUGAACCCUAAUUUUGCUUGUCACCUUUUUUUCUUAAAACUGAAUAUCCUCUUCAGAUUUCUUUUGGUCAGUGAAACAGGUACUAAUGUAGGUCUUUUGUAAAAAUAAAGUGCAGUAAAUCAAACUUUCAAAAAGCAGGGGACAGCUCUCUGUACUAACCUCUGGCUGGACACAGUUUAUCCCAUCUAUUCUCCCACCUGCAACUCCAUCCUUAUUCUGAAGAAAUGUCUAAAUGUGCUGUGUAAAGAUACAUCAGCCCCUGCACUUCUGCUAAGGUCCAAGAAACCUAAAUCUCUCACAGUCAGAGAAGCAGAGGGUUGGCAUGUCUGUUCAGACCAUCUUGUCUAACUUUAUGACCUCUUUCUUGAAUAUUUCUGGGGAUGGGAAACUCACUACCUCCAAAUGCAGCCCAUUCCAACUUCAACAUGAGCUGCCUCUUAGAAAGGUCUCUUCUAUGCAACCAAAGUCCCCCUCCCUAGAAUAUACUUUUUAUAUCUAAAGCGAUGAUUUCAUACCAUGAAGGUUGUUAUUGUCAAUAAUGAUCACACCAAUUUCAUUAGCAAAAAAAGCUGUUAUUCUUGUG
This is a messenger RNA of Pteronotus mesoamericanus, 5132 nucleotides long. It is a transcript of the gene MASP1, whose product is annotated as MBL associated serine protease 1. Lineage: Eukaryota; Metazoa; Chordata; Mammalia; Chiroptera; Mormoopidae. Gene Ontology annotation, biological process: complement activation, lectin pathway; proteolysis. The transcript is spliced from 15 exons. The record is from RefSeq and is a predicted model, not a curated record. Gene Ontology annotation, molecular function: serine-type endopeptidase activity; calcium ion binding. The coding region runs from base 1 to 2106 and encodes 701 amino acids. Gene Ontology annotation, cellular component: extracellular region.